AUGGGCGCUGCGAGGGCAUUCUGUCUUCGUUUUGCUCCUCCGGCCGCCCUGAUCUAUGUGGGCGGCCGUGUUCUCUGGUCAAUCGAGGCUGCGCGCAACAAGUCGCAGUUAUUCCUACUACCCGAGCCCACAUCACCGUACUCGACCACCUCGACGCAAUCCAUCCGCGGACAGUCCCGUCACCCAACUGGAAAUGACAAGGCCGACCGGAACGACUCUAAUCAUGUCGAGGGGCACUUCCACAGUAGCAGUGAAGACUCCUCGUCGAUAUGGUCACAUAUGAUGCAGAGAUUUGAAGGCGUCAAGCAGUCUGUUGGUUCGCCUGAGUGGAUAGAGCUCGAGCAUAUCAAGCAUUACAUAACCCCCGAUUGGACCAGGCUUCUCCCAGACACAGUGCAGAAGCUGCAGCGCGAGCUUUCCAUGGCCCCCGGCUCUCUAGCAGACCAGAUAUGGAGGGAGGCUCAAGAUCCAGACUUGAACCCAGAGAUACUCCGAAAGGCCACGGUGCGCGUUAGCGAUAGCCUGUGCAACGAUGAGCUGGAGUUCAGACAGAAGCGCCAGAAACAUGCCGUAAAAGCGCUGUCUGCCUACUUGAAUAUUCCCGAGGAAGAUAUACAUCCAGAUGAUGUCCCGAUCAUCUCCAUGUGUGGCUCAGGAGGUGGUCUACGUGCGCUUGUCGCUGGUACUGGCUCGUACCUGGCUACGCAAGAGGCUGGUCUCUGGGACUGUGUGACUUACACUGCUGGUGUUAGCGGCAGUUGUUGGUUACAGGUUCUCUAUCAUUCUUCUAUUACCGGAUGCAACUUUACCAAACUCGUGGCCCAUCUAAAGAACCGACUAGGAGUGCACAUGGCAUUUCCACCGGCGGCACUCAAACUGCUUACGCAUGCGCCGACCAACAAGUACCUCCUUAGCGGUCUGGUCCAGAAGCUGAAGGGCGAUCCUGGCGCGGACUUUGGUCUGGUCGAUAUCUACGGCAUGCUGCUGGCGGCACGCUUGCUCGUACCCAAAGGCGAGCUUGGAUCCUCGGACUUUGACCUCAAGCUAUCAAAUCAGAACCGCAACAUUGCUGAUGGAGCUCACCCGCUUCCAAUUUAUACCGCCGUUCGCCAUGAAAUUCCAGUCUUGGAGGAGAAGGCAGAAAAGAACGAGAAGCCAAUGCCCGAAGACCUUAUCAGAGAGUCGCAGAGUGAAUCCUGGUUUCAGUGGUUUGAGUUCACCCCAUAUGAAUUUUUUUGCGAGGAACUCAACGCGGGAAUACCUACUUGGGCACUUGGAAGACAUUUUAGGGACGGAAAGAAUGAUGUACCUGCUGGAACGACACCCAUGCCUGAACUCCAUGUUGGCAGCUUGAUGGGCGUAUGGGGCAGCGCAUUCUGCGCGACACUCUCGCAUUAUUACAAAGAGAUCCGUCCACUUGUCAAAGGCAUCACCGGAUUCGGAGGAAUUGAUUCUCUAAUUCAAGGAAAGUCGAAAGAUCUCAUCCGAGUACAUCCCAUCGACCCGGCAACGAUACCGAACUACGUGUUAGGAAUGAAGGACCAGCUACCUCCAUCCUGUCCGGAGUCCAUCUUCCAAAGCCAGCACCUGCGACUUAUGGAUGCAGGAAUGAGCAACAACCUUCCGAUAUACCCAUUACUCCGACCUGGCCGCGAUGUGGAUAUCAUCAUCGCCUUCGACAACUCAGCCGACAUCAAGCAAGAGAACUGGCUAUCUGUCGUGGACGGCUACGCCCGCCAACGAGGUAUCAAAGGCUGGCCAGUUGGAGCCGGCUGGCCCCGAGCAGCCGACACUCUCAGAGAAACAGAACAGAGCCUACGGGAACCAGAGAACAUGUCUGAAGAAGCGCUCAACAAGAAAAUCACAGCGGCCCAGGACUCCUCCAACUCAUCUCCCACCACCACCAACCAAGCCCCAGACUCUCAACCGCCCCCCACAGACACAGACCUAGACUACUGCAACGUCUGGGUCGGAACGAAGCAAGAACGCCUCUCGGAACAGGAACCCCCGCCCUCAAAACGCCUCUUCGACCCCCGCCAAUCCCACACCGACCCAAACCACUCCGAAUCAGACUUCCACCUCAUGCGGCCCGACGCCGGCAUCGCAGUCGUGUACUUCCCGCUCCUCCCCAACCCCUCAGCCCCCGACCUCCCCCCCUCAACCUCCCUCACACAACCCUCCCCAUCCGACAAACCCAGCGGCUCACAAAACACCUCAAAGUCCCACGACACAGUUGACCCCGAACAACCAUUCUCCCCGCACCCUGCUACAAUCAACCCAGACGUCGACGACUUCCUGUCAACCUGGAACUUCGUCUACACGCCCGAGCAGAUUGAUGCCGUUGUGGGUCUGGCAAAGGCGAACUUUGCGCAGGGCGAGCAGCAGGUUAAGCGUGUUGUCAGGGCUGUCUAUGAGCGUAAGAAGAAGGAUCGGCUUGAGAGGGAGGAGAGGAAGCUUGAGCCGCAUAAGGAGGGGCUGAGGCUGAGUUAG
This is a messenger RNA of Aspergillus mulundensis, 2490 nucleotides long. Its product is annotated as putative phospholipase A2 (PlaA). Gene Ontology annotation, molecular function: A2-type glycerophospholipase activity. NCBI's taxonomy places the organism in Eukaryota, Fungi, Ascomycota, Eurotiomycetes, Eurotiales, Aspergillaceae. Bases 1 to 2490 code for a protein of 829 amino acids. The record is from RefSeq and is a predicted model, not a curated record. Gene Ontology annotation, cellular component: cytosol. The transcript has a single exon. Gene Ontology annotation, biological process: glycerophospholipid catabolic process.